AUGUCGUCCUCUAACGAUAUGACGUUACCAUACGUUCCCAAUGUCGAGUACAAUGGCACAAAACCAACUGGCGGCGACGCCCUCACCCAGAACCUCAACGUAUUCUAUGAAGCUGGAGAUAUAGGAUGGAUGAUCACGGCCACUGCUCUCGUCCUCCUCAUGGUUCCAGGCGUGGGCUUCUUCUACUCUGGUCUUGCACGACGAAAAUCAGCCCUCUCUUUGAUAUGGCUAUCGAUCAUGUCAGCAGCAAUCGUCAGCUUCCAGUGGUUCUUCUGGGGCUACUCAUUAGCUUUCUCACACAAAGCUGACCCGUUUAUCGGGCGUCUGGAUAACUUUGGCUUGCGAGAUGUGCUGGCGCAGCCCAGUGUGGGAAGUGAGAGGAUUCCGGAUCUCAUGUUUGCAGUCUAUCAGGGCAUGUUCGCCUGUGUGACGGUAGCACUGGUUUCAGGCGCAGUCUCCGAGAGGGGGAGGAUGCUACCAUGUGUGGUGUUCAUGUUCAUAUGGACGACUGUCGUAUACGACCCGAUCGCUUGCUGGACGUGGAAUCCUUCUGGGUGGGUGUAUCGGAUGGGUGGUCUCGAUUUUGCAGGUGGCACGCCCGUUCACAUAUCGUCAGGAUCGGCGGCAUUGGCCUACUCCUAUAUGCUGGGUAAGAGGACAGGGCAUGGAACGCAUGCGCUCAACUAUCGACCACACAAUGUCACGCAUAUCGUUAUCGGUACUGUCUUUUUGUGGGUGGGAUGGUUCGGGUUCAACGCUGGCUCUGCACUGAGCGCGAACCUUCGAGCGAUCAUGGCAGCAGUAGUCACGAACCUGGCAGCCUGUGUAGGAGGAGUGACCUGGUGCCUCGUGGAUUAUCGACUCGAAAAGAAGUGGUCAACAGUAGGCUUCUGCUCUGGAGUUGUGGCAGGCUUGGUCGCCAUUACACCAGGCUCCGGUUACGUCCCUGCGUGGAGUGCCGUUGUCUUCGGUGUCGUAGCGGGUGUUGGUUGUAACUUUGCCACCCAGCUCAAGUACUGGAUCUCAGCCGAUGACGCCCUGGACAUUUUCGCGGUUCAUGGUGUCGGGGGCAUAUUAGGCAAUCUCAUGACUGGUCUCUUCGCCGCAGACUAUAUUGCCGCUCUGGACGGCCAUACACACAUCACCGGUGGUUGGCUCAACCACAAUUGGAAGCAACUAGCAAUUCAGCUCGCCGACUCCGUGACCGGAAUGGCAUACAGCUUCGUCGUGACCUGCGGCAUCCUGCUGCUCAUCAGCUUCACAUCAAGACUAGUUCCCGCGUUGAAGUUGAGGGCGAGCGUGGAAGAGGAGGAGAUGGGCAUCGACGAUGCCGAGAUUGGCGAAUUUGCCUAUGACUACGUCGAGUUGGUGCGGGACGUAAAGCCGGUUGACAUGCGCGACCACGACGACUUCACUACAGAGAAUGACGACAGCCAGAGCGUACGGAGUCUCAGUCGGCAUAGCCAAGUUCCGAUCCAUGUUCGGGUCGAGAAAGACAAUGAAUAUCCCUUAAGGACCUUCACCCGCGAUGCGCCAGUCGGUACAGCCUCUUGA
This is a messenger RNA of Fulvia fulva, 1554 nucleotides long. RefSeq names its product Ammonium transporter 1. The coding region runs from base 1 to 1554 and encodes 517 amino acids. Gene Ontology annotation, molecular function: ammonium channel activity. The transcript has a single exon. The record is from RefSeq and is a predicted model, not a curated record. Gene Ontology annotation, cellular component: plasma membrane. NCBI's taxonomy places the organism in Eukaryota, Fungi, Ascomycota, Dothideomycetes, Mycosphaerellales, Mycosphaerellaceae. Gene Ontology annotation, biological process: ammonium transmembrane transport.